Molecule: messenger RNA, 648 nt
Organism: Trachemys scripta elegans
Lineage: Eukaryota; Metazoa; Chordata; Testudines; Emydidae
Product: galanin receptor 2a-like
Exons: 3
Coding region: 127-648 (173 amino acids)
Biological process (GO): adenylate cyclase-modulating G protein-coupled receptor signaling pathway; neuropeptide signaling pathway
Cellular component (GO): membrane
Molecular function (GO): galanin receptor activity
Source: RefSeq, a predicted model, not a curated record
AGCGGCGUGGCGGGGACCAGCCGCGCAGUGCCAGGGCUGAUGCCAGGCGCGCAAGCAGCGCGCUGACCGCCCGCGCCCGCCGCUGCUGCCCGGCUGGAGGUGACCUGCAUCUCCCCUGAAGGCAGGAUGACAGAGCACGAGGACUUUGCCAGCCUGGCUGGGUACUGGAACGCCUCGGACAGCUCUCAGUUCAGCCCCGCCAGUGUCAUCAUCCCUGUGGUCUUCUCCCUCAUCUUCCUCCUGGGCACAGUGGGCAACAGCUUGGUGCUGGCGGUGCUGCUGCGCAACGGCCAGAUGGGCCACAACACUACCAACGUCUUCAUCCUCAACCUCAGCCUGGCCGACUUCUUCUUCAUCAUCUUCUGUGUCCCCUUCCAGGCCACCAUCUACUCGCUGGAGGGCUGGGUCUUCGGCUCCUUCAUGUGCAAGGCCGUCCACUUCUUCAUCUACCUCACUAUGUAUGCCAGCAGUUUCACGCUGGCUGCCGUCUCAGUGGACAGCUGCAAGCUGUUCCCCCAGGAGACCCGCUACUUUACUAUAGAAAGGGAGGCCCUGGAUGUCAAGUGGGUGAUUGACAUCCUGCGAUAUUACCUGCUGGAGAGUCUCUUUCAACUGGUCACUGACCAUGCAACUCCUCCGAUGGAUUAA